Pygocentrus nattereri (red-bellied piranha) is the source of this 1980-nucleotide messenger RNA. It is a transcript of the gene spata4, whose product is annotated as spermatogenesis associated 4. Bases 150 to 911 code for a protein of 253 amino acids. Lineage: Eukaryota; Metazoa; Chordata; Actinopteri; Characiformes; Serrasalmidae. Gene Ontology annotation, biological process: regulation of cytoskeleton organization. The record is from RefSeq and is a predicted model, not a curated record. The transcript is spliced from 6 exons. Gene Ontology annotation, molecular function: microtubule binding. Gene Ontology annotation, cellular component: axoneme.
AUUUCUCGUUUCCAUGGAAAUGUAAACAAAGGCACUGAGGAACUGACUUUAACUCGGACAGGUUUAAGGUUUAAAAUGAGUGGAUAAAUAUACUUUAACUGAAUAUUUAACCUAUCUGUGUGUUUACCUGCUGGUUCCGAGAUUCAGAUAUGGCUUAUUCACAGCUUCCUAAGAGGACUGGCCUGCCCAGAGAGGUUUUAAAGUGGCUGCAAAGUCUGGAUUUGUCCUUUUCUCCGAAGAAUUUGCGCAGAGACUUCUCCAAUGGGUACCUUGUGGCCGAGAUCUUUUCUAGGUUCUACCCAGAAGAUUUUCCCAUGCACUCCUACAGCAACGGGUCAUCACUGGCCACCAAGCAGGCCAACUGGACUCAGAUAGAGAAGGUUUUGAUGAAGCAGCAUCUCAGCCUGGUGAAAGAAGCUGUAGAAGGCACCAUCCACUGCAAACCUGGAGCAGCAGAGGCUUUAGUCCAGGAGAUGUACACCCUACUGACCAACAAAAGGAUCAAAACAGUCCAGCAGGAGGAGCUGGACUUCACAGAUCGGAGCUACCAGGAGCAGCUGCCAAUAGUGGCUCGAGCAACGGCCUCCAAAGCCAUCAAGAACAACAUGCGGCUCAGUGAAGAGAUGGCUGAGCCCAACAUUACAGCCAAACAGCAGAAGAUCCAGUCCAUCAUCCACCGUCAUGUGGAGCAGAGAAAAGAGGAGAGGAGCCGCCAUCCCAAGCGUUUCGGUGUGAAGCCCACGCUGGGCGAGCAGGCUGUUAGACUGCCCCCCGCCAGCGUCCAGAAUGACACAGACCUCUACACCAAGACCAGCCACACCAGCAAUCCAGCAGUGCUUGGGGUGAAAACCAUAGUCCAGUCUGGAGAGAUCAGACAUUGGCAAGUGGACACGCCAGCCCUGCUGUCCUGAAGAGGAUUCAAAAUGCACCAUAUAACUUCCAUUCUGAAUACUUUUAAUUUCUUUCUUUUUUACUCAUUUGGUUUUCUAUACUUUAUAAAUCAGUAGCUGAAAUUGCAGAGUUUCACAUAUAUUGUACAUUUCUUUAUAUGUUACGUAACAUUAUAACAGUCCACCAUUCAUUUUCGGAAUACUCUAAUAUGAGUUGAUUUUUUUUCCAUUUUUCUGUGUUACCAUCCUUAAAUCUCCUUAAAUAUUUGUUUUAUUCCUAAGAGAAAGUUUAUGAAAAAUUGCUAUUCUUCAAAAAAUUCUCAUAAGAAUAAUUUCAAGAACAAGUGGUCUUUUUGAAAAAAUUAUGCUCUUAAAUGUUUUUCUAACCUUCUAGCCUCUCACACUUGACUUAGGCUGUUAGAGUUGAUGAGGUGAGCAUCUAAAUUUAUGAAACAUAGAUGCUGCAUCUGCUACUCCCAAUCCUCAUCUUUUGCUUUUCGCUGUCACCCCACAAUUAUUGUAUUUCCUAAGGAGGAUUUUUUCAUGUUGGCUAGAUGUUGGCUCACCUCUUGGUUGAUACAUUUUUUACCGCUUAGUUUGAUUUCCUUCAUUUUGCUCCUCUGAGCGGAUUAAAUAAUGGAAAAAAACUGUUAAUACAAAUUUGAAAUGUAUCUUGCAGUGUUUAAAGUAAGCUGUAAUACAACACAGCUGCCAUAAGAAAACAAUGAAAAUUCUUAAAGAAUUCAUUAAGAUUCUCUUUUUUCAAGAAUUGCAUUUAAGGAUAGUGUUAUAACUUCUUAGUGUUUGUCUUAAGAACUGUCGCAAGUUUGUUUUUCUUAAGAAAGCUUUUGUGACUCUGGCUCCUGGUGCUUUCAAGAAGAUACACAUUCCAAUGCAGUUUUUUUGCACAUGGAGAGAGUGAAGACUAAUGAAAACUGAUGAAGCCACACGAGAAAAUUAGCAGAAGCAGCUUAGGCCAUAAAUGUCAAUAAGUGACCCCACAUAUUCCAUUCAUUGUGAUUCUAUUCUGUACUUAUUUUCAACAGUCCUCAUUUUUGUAAUAAUAAUAAUUUGUCCUCAGCAAAAACGU